Molecule: messenger RNA, 852 nt
Organism: Aspergillus calidoustus
Lineage: Eukaryota; Fungi; Ascomycota; Eurotiomycetes; Eurotiales; Aspergillaceae
Source: the annotation of a GenBank genome assembly
AUGUCUAUCCUCCUUGACCCCGCCGACUUAGGCUUCAAGCGCCCCUUCAACCGUGAGGUGUGCCAAGUCUUGCACCUCACUAAUAACAAUCAAGACGCUGUUGUCUUCAAGGUUAAAACCACUGCACCCAAACAUUAUUGCGUUCGACCGAACUCCGGGCGGAUAGAACCAGGAAAACACGUGGAAGUGCAGGUGUUACUGCAGGCGAUGAAGGAUGAACCGGCCCCUGACGCCAAAUGCAAGGACAAGUUUCUUGUUCAGACUGUGGCUGUCACCAAAGACAUGGAAUUCGCCAACGUCUCGUCUAUCUUCGAAAAAGCCACAAAAUCGUCUAUUCAAGAGCGCAAAAUCCGAGUAACUUGGCAACCCGCCGACGACCCUUCAGCUGAGAGCCAAGAGGAACCGAAUGGCACGAAUGUUACCGAAGAAGAACCCCCCGCAUAUUCUUCCCCCAAGGGCAACUAUGAAACUCCCGCUGCUCCUAUUGCUAAAGGCACCAACGACUCAUCUCCCAUACCUCCGCCCGAUUUCAACGACAGCGACAAGCGCGAAUAUUCCACCCCGCAAGUGAACGAAACCAAGGCAACGUCAGCGAAGUCCCCGACAGCAAGCAGCGGAAACACGAAUGUUGACUAUGAAUCUCGGCUGUCUGACGCCAACGCUCAGAUCCAGCGCUUGAAGGAAAAACUCGCAGACCAAGGCUUGAGGCAACGAAAGAUUGGCGGCGAGUCUGACAAGUCUCCUGCGGCACUUGUGCAGCAACAGGCACAGUCCAUCGAGGCUGGUGUACCUGUGAAGAUUGUGGCCGGGCUCUGUCUGCUAAGUUUUCUGAUUGCCUACUUCUUUUUCUAG